Molecule: messenger RNA, 1847 nt
Organism: Sesamum indicum (sesame)
Lineage: Eukaryota; Viridiplantae; Streptophyta; Magnoliopsida; Lamiales; Pedaliaceae
Product: cytoplasmic tRNA 2-thiolation protein 2
Biological process (GO): tRNA wobble position uridine thiolation
Cellular component (GO): cytosol
Molecular function (GO): tRNA binding; sulfurtransferase activity
Source: RefSeq, a predicted model, not a curated record
AUGUUCGCAGGUCCAUUAGAAUAUUUUCACAACCCCAUUGAAGUUUACUUCUGUAUGAUUGUAAAGAGUGAAAAAAAGAAAAUCGGAAAAAUGGCGUGCAAUUCGGCGACUUGCCAAUCCGGUUGCUACGGAGAUGAACAUUCCGUCGACGAAGACGACCAGAAACGGCCGCCGGUGCAGGAAGACGGAGUUUCGGCUGGUGGCGGAAACUUCAAUUGCGACGGCCUCUGCAUCAAGUGCAAGGUUAACGAAACUAUCGCCGCCACCCACCCCGCUGUUAGUGAAGGCGGCGGAGACCGCGGAAGAUUCUGUGCCGAUUGCUUUCGGAGUAAUUUAUUCGGGAAGUUUCGCUUCGCUGUCACUUCGAAUGCAAUGAUUUCGUCUUCCGAUAAUGUUCUCGUCGCGUUCUCUGGUGGUCCUUCCUCUAGGGUGGCUCUUCAAUUUGUUCAUGAGAUGCAGCAAAAAGCACAGAAGAAUUUUGAAGCAAGUAGAGAUAGAUUGUUACCAGUAUUUGGAGUUGGGGUCGCCUAUAUUGAUGAAAGUACCAUUUAUCCAGUUUCUUCUCAUGAUUAUGAUGGAGCAAUCAAUCAGAUGAAACUCAUUGUGGCAAGUUUAGCACCGCCGGCCAAACAAUUUUUUGUUGUUCCAACUCAAAGUAUUUAUUCACAUGAUUCUACGGAUGGAAAAGAUCGAUUGACUGAGUUAUUUGGUGCUGUCAGUGAUAUUACUGGAAAAGAAGAUCUACAAGUGCAUCUCCGCAUGCUAUCUUUGCAGAAGGUUGCUCUUGAAAAUGGAUACACCAAAGUUGUGAUGGGAACAUGCACAUCCCAGAUAGCAUGUCAUGUCCUUGAAGCAACUGUCAAGGGACAGGGUUUCUCAUUAGCUGCGGAUAUCCAGUAUGUUGAUGCUAGGUGGAAGAUACCGGUGGUUCUUCCUCUUCGUGACUGUCUAUCUGAAGAGUUGAACAUGUGCUGCAUUUUGGACAGUUUAAAGACUGUAGAAGCAUUUCAGCGACCUCGCUCUGGCAUCAAUGGCUUGAUAUCAUCAUUUGUUAAAUUAUUGCAGGAGGAAAAUCCUUCACGAGAAAGCACAAUUGUGAGGACAGCAGGGAAGCUCACACCUUUCUGUUUCAACAGGAUUCCAGAAGUUGGUGAUAAUAAUGGCUGUUUGGCUACUAAGAGGCGGCAAAAGAAAUACAACUUGAAGCCCAGUGAAUCUCUACCCCCUGAGUCUUACUGCCUUAUAUGCAAUAAUCCACUUAAGAAACCCAACGGCACAAGUUCAAACCAUUUUCACGAUGGGAGAGCAAGUUCUGAAAUUUAUGCAUCUACAUGCUCAAGUUGCCAAUAUCAGAUUCUUCCAAAGGAUCCCACAUUACUGGAGAACUUCUUUUUGCUGCUUCCUCAGUCCAUGACAACCCUGGCUAAGGAUAGCCGUGACAACCACAAGUUGCUAAGAGACCAAAUACAAGAUUGUCUGUUGUCAGAUAGCGAUGAUGGGGCCUGAAUCUGUGAUUUCCCGCUCAUCGAUGUACAAUAGAGUGUAGGCAGUCUUUGCCAUGUUCUCGUGCUAGAGCAUUAGUCUCUGCAUUCCUUGACUGGGCAAGCGAUGACUUGCAGCUGGAAGCAGGAUAGAGGAAUGAAUUAGACUCCGUACAUUAUUGUUACAUGUUAGUAGAUGGUUUGCCCAAAAUGGAGCCUGAAGCAAACAGAAAGAAGCAAUCACUUGGCUUUUGAUACUAUUUGGAGGUGUAAUGGUUUUAACUCAAGUUGUGAUUCUAGUGUUAACAUGACACUGCUUGCCUGAAUGAUAUUAUUAUGAAAAGUGUAGAGUUGCUUUUUUGAAAA